AUGACUCAGAGCAAUUUGGUGAGGCACGAUGCAACAGGAAAGAAGGUUGAGGUCUCUUUGAAAAGAAUGAAGAUUACGGUUCCACGCUUUGACAACUCGGGGCUUAUAGAAGAAUAUUCCAAGACUUUGAUUGGUCGGUGUAUGAACUCACCGAUGCAAGAUAUGAAGAUGCUUCUAUACAUGUUGCCACGAAUUUGGAAGGUGGAGGAGAGGGUAGCUGGUGCGGAUCUGGGACUUGGGAGAUUUCAGUUUGAUUUUGAAAGUGAAGAAAACAUUAAGGAGGUCAUGAAGAUGGAGCCUUUCCACUUCGACUACUGGAUGCUCUCGAUUGUUCGGUGGACACCAAUUGUCGAUCCGUCGUAUCCUUCAGCGAUCAUGUUCUGGGUAUGA
Molecule: messenger RNA, 390 nt
Organism: Eutrema salsugineum
Lineage: Eukaryota; Viridiplantae; Streptophyta; Magnoliopsida; Brassicales; Brassicaceae
Exons: 1
Coding region: 1-390 (129 amino acids)
Source: RefSeq, a predicted model, not a curated record